Messenger RNA from Alternaria atra, 1302 nucleotides. RefSeq lists its product as uncharacterized. The coding region runs from base 1 to 1302 and encodes 433 amino acids. NCBI's taxonomy places the organism in Eukaryota, Fungi, Ascomycota, Dothideomycetes, Pleosporales, Pleosporaceae. The transcript has 3 exons. The record is from RefSeq and is a predicted model, not a curated record.
AUGAGGUUCUCUCUUACAUCAGCCCUCGUGGCGACGCUUGCUGCUACGGCAACGGCCAACAGCUGGUUUGGAAGCACUGUGUACGACAAGUGGCACGAGUCGGAGCUUGAGCGCUGGCUCAGCGACCACGGCAUUCCCCACCCCAGCCCCUCUGACCGCAAGAACCUCCAGUCGACCGUCAAGGCCAACUGGAACGACAAGGUUGUAACUCCCUACACCAGCUGGGAUGUCCAGACCCUCCAGAACUACCUGACCCUCAAGGGCCAGCAGGCAAAGAAGGGCACUGAGAAGGAUGCCAAGAGCCUCGCUGAGCAGGUCAAGGAGUACUGGACCGAAACCGAGGACUCCGCCAACCAGGCCUAUGGCAGUGUCAAGGACUGGAUCUUCGAUUCCUGGUCGGAUUCUCAGCUCAAGGCUUUCGCCGACAAGCACGGCAUCCCCGUCCCCCAGCCCCGCCAGCGUGACUCUCUCCUCGCAGCCGUCCGUGACAACUACCAGUCCGUCGCCGAGAAGGCCAAGGAGACUGCCAACUACCCCGGUGACUGGCUUUACGCUUCCUGGUCUGACUCUGACCUCAAGUCUUGGUUCGACGAGCGCGGCUACAACGUUCCCCAGCCCAACACCCGCGACUCGAUGAUUGCUGCUCUCCGCCGCCAAUCUCGUCUUGCUAGCCAGCAAUCCCAGGGUGCCUACGCCUCCGUCUCUUCUGCUGCUGCCAACGCUCAGCAGAGCCUCAGCGACGCUCUCCUCGACUCUUGGUCUGACAGCCAGAUCAAGGAGUGGGCUGACAAGAACGGCAUCAAGGUUCCCCAGGGCUCCAAGCGCAAUGAGCUCAUCGCUCUUGCCCGCAAGCACCGUGCCCGUCUCUAUGGCGACAGCGCCUCUGCUUCCGCCGGAUCCAUCUCUGCUUCCGGUGCUUCCGCUUACGGUGCCGCUACCUCCAAGGCUGGUAACCAGUACGCUGCUGCCACCGGUGGAUUCGCCUACUACACCGACUUGAUCAAGCAGCAGAUUGGUCUUGCUGAAGCCAGCGUUGCCUCCGCCACUGACGCCGCUGGAUCCAGCGCCAGCUCUGCUUCCGCCCGUGCUUCUUCCAGCGCCAGCUCCCUCACCGGCGCUGCUGCCAAGGCCGCUUCCUCGUCCUCGGCCUCCAUCUCCAAGUCUGCUGCCAGCGCCAACGCUGCUGCCUCCUCAUCCGCUUCCAGCGCUUCCUCAGUAGCCUCAAAGUCUGCUCAGAGCGGAUAUGAUGCUGCUGCCGCUAGCGCCAGCUCUGCCUCUGCCUCUGCUAAGCAGGAGCUGUAA